GACAUUUUCAUCAAGAUGGAUCCUUCAGAGCAAGAAUCUGAGGCAGGAUCAACAAGAAAGAAGGCAAAGAUACUCGCAGUGAGUUUCUCAUUGUUGAUGGCAACGAUUCUGUUGAUCCUGAUUUUGUUGUGGUACAAACGGAAAAAGAAGAAACUGAAACUCAGUGAAGAUAUUGAGCUUCCACUGUUCCCAUUUUCAACAAUAACAAGAGCCACAAAUAACUUUUCAUUCAACAACAAGAUUGGAGAGGGUGGAUUUGGACCUGUUUACAAGGGAUUGCUGGAAGAGGGACAAGAAAUUGCUAUAAAGAGACUCUCAAGGACUUCCAUGCAAGGAAUUGAUGAAUACAAGAACGAAGUUAUCUAUAUUGCGAAGCUUCAGCACCGAAAUCUUGUGCGAUUUUUGGGUUGCUGCAUUCAAGGAGAAGAAAAGAUGUUGAUCUAUGAAUACAUGCCUAACAAAAGCCUGGAUUCAUACAUAUUUGAUAAAACAAAGAGAAAAUUACUUGAUUGGCCAAAGCUGUUUGACAUCAUAAACAGAAUUGCUCGCGGCAUAUUAUAUCUUCAUCAAGAUUCUCGAUUACGAAUUAUCCAUAGAGACCUUAAAGCAAGCAAUAGUUUGCUAGAUACAGAUAUGAAUCCUAAGAUAUCAGACUUUGGCAUAACAAGAAGUGUUGCAGGAAAUGACAUCGGAGCAAAAACACGCAAUGUGGUUGAGACACAUGGCUACAUGUCGCCAGAAUAUGCAAUAGAUGGGAUCUUCUCAGUAAAAUCAGAUGUGUUUAGCUUUGGCGUAUUGGUGUUAGAGAUUGUGUGUGGCAAGAGAAAUAGAGGAUUUGUCCAUCAAGAUCACAACCUCAACCUUCUUGGUCAUGCAUGGAAGCUUUACAAAGAAGAUAGGUCCUUGGGACUAGCUGAUGAGCAUCUAGCUGAUUCUUGCAAUAAUUCUCAAGUUUUAAGAUCAAUCCAUGUGGGUUUAUUAUGUGUGCAAAAACAUCCAGAUGAUAGACCAAGCAUGUUUUCUGUGGUUCAGAUGUUGACUAACGAGAAUCCACUGCCAAAAGCAAAAGAACCGGGAUUUUUCACGGAGCGAAAUCUAUUUGAUGUAGCAAAAUCAGGAUCACAGACAAACAGUUCAAAAAAUGAAUGCACAAUCACAUUGUUAGAUCCUCGGUAGGUGCCACAGAAUAACUAUUUAACUUGGGAGAAAAUGAAUAGGCAAAAUUACAUUAGAACUUUGGUUUAUUGUGAAAUACACUAGUACUUAGGAAACAUCAAGUUGAAUUUUUCUACUUGAAUAUAUUAUCUACUUAUGGAUGAAUCUUUUAUUUAUUUCCAUUGUUCUUUGAAUAUAUACUUUAGAUAUGUUAUUAGGUAUAGCAAUUUUAUCGUGUGAUCAGAAAUCACAAAAUCAAUAGUUGUUACGGAAAUUUCACAUAUUGUAGCUCCAUUUUAGUUAAAGCAUAUCCAGCAUAUGGCACAAAACUGUUAUAGGAAUUUAAGCAGUACUUUACCUUGAUUUGUUUUAGCAAUGUGAGACAUACAACUGAAUUUAGUAUCUUAGUUAGAAAAUGUAAAUUUCAAUUAUAAUUUCAGAGGUUUUGAAUUUACAGUUUUUUACUUUUCAGAGAAUAGCAUCCUAUUUGCAUUAACAACUUCAAUAAUUUAAUAUUUUGAAGAAAUGGAAAGAUACUGGGCUACGUGGCAUAAAUAUUUUCUCCCAAAAGACACGGAGUGUAAUCUUCCAAAUGUUGUUGUUUAAUGAGCAAACUAUCAUCAUGUAUAUUAUCAUUACAAAAUAUUCUUCACAAUUGUCAUCUAUGAAUUUUCACAUUUUGAAAACAAUGAUAAUUAGCAAAUUAACUAAGUUUUGCAAAUACUUCACCUAAACUCAUUUUGAUGUGAAUAACCUGCAUUCACCCCAAAAAGUAGUUUGGCCAUUGUUUUAGACAACACCAAUAA
Molecule: messenger RNA, 1961 nt
Organism: Capsicum annuum
Lineage: Eukaryota; Viridiplantae; Streptophyta; Magnoliopsida; Solanales; Solanaceae
Product: G-type lectin S-receptor-like serine/threonine-protein kinase SD1-1
Exons: 6
Coding region: 16-1176 (386 amino acids)
Biological process (GO): protein phosphorylation
Molecular function (GO): protein serine/threonine kinase activity; ATP binding
Source: RefSeq, a predicted model, not a curated record